UAAGAUGACUGAAUACUUAUUUAUCACAUCUGUGUGACGUAGACCAUUUCCUAGAAAGCAUACACGUGAACUAGACUUAAAGAUUUAUUCCACUGGGACUGUCAGCAUUAGGUCUUUAGCCAUUUAGAGAAAAGGAAAUAAAUUCUUCUCUAUAAUAAUUAUUGACAACUCCUGAAAGUACUGUAUAUGCUCUUUUAGACAGUUUUUAAAUAUUUAACAUAAAAAGAAAUUUUACUUCUUUUAUGCAGAAAUGGGUAGUAAACAAAGUCUUCUGACAGACCGUGGCUACACGUUUUUGAAAGAUCUUGGAACCAAGAAUACUGGCACCGCAGCUCUGGUGAAUAAAAAUGAGAGGGAAUACAUCAUCAAGACUAUCAGCAUGACAAACAUGGAUGAUAAAACCAUGCAGAGAACUCAAAGGGAAGUGGCCAGUCUGGCAGACAUGGACCAUCCUCACAUUGUCCGCUAUGUGGAGUCCUUUACUGACGAGAACAGCAACUAUUACAUAGCCAUGGAUUACUGUGAAGGUGGAGAUCUCUCUGAAAAGAUUAAAGCCCAAAAAAUUAAAGGUGCUCCAUUCUCAGAAGACCAGAUCCUGGACUGGUUUGUGCAGAUCUGCUUGGCCCUGAAAUAUGUUCAUCACAGGAAUAUUGUACACAGAAACAUAAAGCCUCAGAACAUAUUUUUGACCAAAGAAGAAACCAUCAAGCUGGGAGACUUUGGAGUUUCUAAAAUCCUACGCAGGAAAGAUGAAUAUGCAAAAAACAAGUUAGAAAAACCUAUUUAUAUCUCUCCCGAACUGUGGAAAGGUGACAUUUUUAAUGAAAAAAGUGAUAUCUGGGCUUUGGGUUGUGUGCUGUAUGAACUCUGCACACUUGAGUUUGCCUUUUCACACCAGGAACAAUUCUUCAUGUUCGAGUUGUGGAGCAAGCCAUCUCCACAGAUUUCUGAGAAUUUCUCAGCUGAGCUGCGCAAUCUGGUGGAUGAACUCCUUCAUAAGGACCCGGCCCACAGACCCACCAUUGACAGCAUGCUAAAGAAAGAGUUCUUAGCUAAACGGAUACCCCUCUUAUUAAAGGAUCGGCGUUUGGAGGAAGGAUGUAUGGACAAUCAGGAAAUGCCCGUGGACAGGAAUAUGAGACAAACUUCUCCGGAUAAAGAAGCAUUUAAAAAUCUGUAUGACCGAGAUGUUGGUGAUAUCCUGAGUGUAGUGGAGAAGCUGGAGAUGACUGCAGAGGGUCUGGAACGCAUCCACUUUGGUACCACCGUAGGGAGCCUGACAGCUGGAGGGGUAACUAGCGCCGUCUCUAACGUCACCAACAUGGUGAACCAGUCAAUGGACCGUAAGACUAUUGAGGAAAUCAUCAGUGAAUACCGGGACAAGAUGGAACCCAUCCUAAUGCACGUGGAAGGCAUCGUAUCCACCAGUGAAAACGAAAAGAAGCAUGAGAGCUGCACAGAUGUUGUGGGAGACAUCAGAACAGGGCCUCUCAGCUCCCUCCGUAAGCUGAAGCCACAAGAAACUGUGGUUAAAGUCAGUAGUGUGUCUUGCACAGAAGUACCUGCCACCGCUGGUGGCCCAGGUGUGGCCUCCACUGCCCCACGGGCAAUUGGCCCAGCGAAGGCCACCGCUCCAUGCUUCUUCAAUCAAGAGAAGGCCGCUGUUCUGUGCUUGCCUAACCCAGAGAAUGCUACUACUGCUUUGCAAGUGCCCAGUGCAGCUGCAGCCUGCCCAGAGGAGGAUGAUCCUCCUGAAGACCUUGAAUGGGAUCCCCUGCGGAUGGACCUGAGUUCAGCUACAUGGUCCACUGGCCUAUUAAUAUGA
Brienomyrus brachyistius is the source of this 1825-nucleotide messenger RNA. Its product is annotated as serine/threonine-protein kinase Nek1-like. Gene Ontology annotation, biological process: protein phosphorylation. The record is from RefSeq and is a predicted model, not a curated record. Gene Ontology annotation, molecular function: ATP binding; protein kinase activity. Lineage: Eukaryota; Metazoa; Chordata; Actinopteri; Osteoglossiformes; Mormyridae. The transcript has 13 exons. The coding region runs from base 251 to 1825 and encodes 524 amino acids.